Molecule: messenger RNA, 2127 nt
Organism: Elaeis guineensis (African oil palm)
Lineage: Eukaryota; Viridiplantae; Streptophyta; Magnoliopsida; Arecales; Arecaceae
Product: putative disease resistance protein RGA4
Molecular function (GO): protein binding; ADP binding
Source: RefSeq, a predicted model, not a curated record
AUGUUGCUGGACGAGUCCAAUUCUAGCGACAGGAAUUCCCCCGUCAUCUCCAUACUUGGAUUUGGUGGGGUUGGAAAGACUACUUUCGCCAGGUACGUCCUUGCAGACGAACAAGUUCAAAAGCAUUUCGAUCUCAAAGUGUGGAUUUAUGUGUCCGAUAAAUUCGAUGAGCUGGAGAUCACGAAGCAGAUCAUAACAUCUAUCUCCAGAAUCAAGCCUCGGGAGCUUCUUCAGGUAAAGAAUACGAGCUACCUUCGGAGGGUUCUUAGAGACAAGUUGAUUGGGAAAAGGUUUUUGCUCGUCCUUGAUGAUGUGUGGGAUACCAGAUGGGAGGCACUUCGCCAUUGUCUAACAUAUGCAGAGAAGGGUAGCAAGAUAUUGAUCACGGCUAGAGAGGAAAAAAGUGUAGAUGUGAUGGGUCCUGUGAGAAAAAUCUUGUUGGAGGGUUUAGUGUCCGAGGCUUUUAGGUUAUUAUUCGAAGCAUGUGCUUUUCCUAGUGGGAUGGGUUAUUUUUGCUGUCCGGAAUUAGAACCUGUUGGCAUGGAGAUUGCUAAGAAGCUGAAAGGUAACCCUCUUGCAGCAAAGACCGUGGGUAAACUGCUAAGUGCUAACCUUCAUCACAGUUAUUGGAGAAGCAUUUUGACGAGCGAUUUAUGGAAACUAGAACAGGAGCCUAAUGACAUCAUGCCAGCACAUCUGCAGCGCUGCUUUGCUUGUUGUAGUAUAUUUCCUAAAGGUUACAAGUUCAUCAAAGAAAGGUUAGUCCACAUGUGGAUGGCACAAGGAUUCAUUCAAACCCAGACAGCAUUUGUAACAAUGGAGGACGCAGGGGGAGAGUACUUCAAUAAUUUGCUGCAGAGGUCUUUCUUUGAACGAGGUGAACGCUCUAAUGAUGUUUUCUAUUAUAUGAAUGAUCUAAUCCAUGACUUGGCGCAUUUUGUUUCCAUGCAUGAUUGCCUUAGAAUUGACAGCGAUCAGAUAGGAGUGAUAUCACGAACGGUUCGCCAUUUAUCCAUCAGGAUCGAUAGAUUAGAUGAAGUCAGGAAAGUUGCUGAAUUAAAAAAUUCGCGCACUCUUCGCUUUGUAUUUAACGGGCAUGUGCCUAAUUAUUCUCAGAUUCUUCAAGAUGUAUUGAAAGAGCUAAAAAGCAUACGUGUCCUUGAUUUAUCUGACUGUCAUUUGGCAAAUUUGCCAGAGAUGGGCCAUUUAAUACAUUUAAGAUACUUGGAUCUCUCUUCUAAUGAUUUUGAAAUGCCUCCAAGAUCCUUAUCUAUGCUCUACCACCUACAGGUUUUGAAUUUACAAAACUGUCGAAUUCAUAGUUUGCCCAGUGACGUAAACAAGCUGAUCAACUUACGCCAUCUUAAAGCAAAUAGUAAUGUAGUUUCGAUGGUUGCAAAUAUUGGGAAACUAACAUCCCUUCAAGAAUUGUCACUAUUUGAGGUUGACAAGAAUAGAGGAAACCAUAUUAAAGAGCUGAAGAACAUGAGGAAUCUUGGAGGACAACUUCAAAUCAAAUGUCUUGAUGUUGUCAGGUCAAGGGAAGAGGCCAUCGAGGCUGAUUUGUAUCAAAAAAGGCACCUUAAAGGAUUGCAGUUAGAAUGGGCUUCUGAAAGUGAUAAUGUAGAGGAGAGAUGGGAAGCACUUCCGCCUCUUGGACAGCUGCCUUAUCUCAAGGUUCUUCACAUGGAAGGGUUGGAUGGAGUAACACAGAUUGGUUAUCAGCUUUAUGGUAAUGAUGAUAUUGUAUUUCAUCGCUUGGAAGAGCUGACAUUUGACUUCAUGUCUAAAUGGGAGGAGUGGUUAGGAGUAGAUGGAGGCCGGCGUUUGUUUCCUCGCCUUCGUAAACUCAGCAUCACAAGUUGCCCAAAGCUGAAAAGAUUGCCUGUUCUCUCCAUGUUCAAAAAUCAGCGAGAUAACAUCUCUCCUUCCACUUUGCAGAUAUCUGACUGCCCAUGCAUAACAUGUCUUCCAGGUGAAAUGCUGCAUCAACUGAAAAUUUUGGAUGUUAAACAUUGCCCAAGUCUCACAGUGUCCAGGCCUGCCAAUGAAGGAAAGGAGGUUGUGUCGUCACUGGUGCGCCUCUGCGUAGAGGAUGCCCCACUGCUCAAAGGGUGGUUUCUAUGA